GAACGAAGUUUAAAGGGAAACCCGGGCCGUCUGCUUAUUUUGCCGCCAUUUUUGGCAGUAAUGGUAUGGAAGUUGUUCCAUUCCGACGGCAUCUUGGAAGAGGUCCUCAAGUUUGCGGUCUCGAGAAUUUAAUAAUAUGGCUCCUGUGGGUCUAUCACCAACGUGUGUUACUAUGCACCAGCAAGAAGAGCGGGACGCGCAGGCGCAGCCCACGUCACCGGCACGGCAGACCGUCGACAUCUGCUGCGACGCACAGACCAAGAGAAUCAAAAUAAUUAUACGACGGUUGUCCACGAGUAAUGAACUGGCAUCUCCCUGGGAUCAGAGAACCGGCACAAAACGGAAAACCAGUCCCACCGAAGACUGUCAAUUUAUUUCCCCAAAGAAACCCAGGCCGUCUCCAGACUCGAAGUUCAUCAACCACACGGACUGGAAGGCCGAGAGCGAUCUGUGGGUCCCGGAGCUAGGACUCCGAGCCAAAGACCGAGUUCUCCUCACAGACGGCGAGUGGCUGACCGACAACCACAUCGUGGCGGCCCAGCAGCUCUUGCACCGUCAGUUCCCCGCUUUGGAGGGUCUUCAAGAGCCGGUCCUGGGGAAUGUGCUGCAGUUCAAACCCAUCGUCUCGGACGGAAUCCAGGUGAUUCAGAACGGCAGCAACCAUUGGGUCACGCUCCGUAAGCUCGGGGAGAAAGUCAAGGUGAUGGACAGCAAGAACAUGGGUCUGACGCGGCAGCUGACCCAUCAGGUCAUCAACUUGUGCGGUGUUGUUGAUAGCAACAACGAUGAUGACGAGGCCGGUAACGGGACGCUGGAGGUGCGCUUGCCGAGAAUGCACCGGCAGCGCGGCUCCAGCGACUGCGGUGUCUUCGCCGUGGCCUACGCCACCGAGAUGGCGUUCCAGGGCAACCCGGAGCUGGUGGUCUACGAGCAGAAGAGACUGCGACGGCAUCUGGAGGCGUGUCUCGAGUGCCGGGAGAUGAAGCCGUUCCCCAAGAAGGCAUGCAAGGAGAGGACGGCCAGGGAGAUCGGGGAGAGGAUGCAGGUAGUCCAGAGAAUAAAUCCACAGCAUCUCUCAACAAAUGCAGAGCCUGUUGGACAUCAGCGUUCCACUUGACGACACCACCGUUCCGAUUCCCAACAUUGCUGUGACAACGGAAAAGGAUAAUUCGAUUAAUACGAGUUAAAAACCUCCGCCGGUCCACUUACCCACGAUUGACGCUUUAUAGCCCAAUCCCGUCGUAUCGAUUUAUCGAUUCCAGUGUCGUUUUAUCAAUACCGGGCUUUGGUCUUGGGUACAGCGAAGCGAAAUGGAAUUUAUUGAAAAAUCGAUCAUUUUGACAGGGAUUAGGGAGGCAAUGAUAAUGCAGGCGUGGGACAAAACACGGUUAAUCCCCUGCGCAACAUAAAUCUUUGAUCAAUGGAGAAAGUUGGAUGCUUAUCUGGUAAAAAAAAAAGCCCAAUAGAAUCUGGUAUGAACCUCUAUAGUGGGCCAGCUGCACGCAAACAGAACUAUCUGCGCUGCUGGGCUAGUACAUGUUGGGCCUUACUAAGCUGCGAUUCUUCUUGAAACACUUUUUAGUCGUGUGCUUCCUAACCGUGUGAAACCUCAACUUCUAAGAAAAUUCAGCCCGAUUGUGAUCCUGAAAAAAGUUUCUCUUUUGCCAAUUGUACCACCGAAAUCCUGAUGAAGUUCGAGGAAGAUUUCUGAAUU
Messenger RNA from Patiria miniata (bat star), 1714 nucleotides. RefSeq lists its product as uncharacterized. The transcript is spliced from 5 exons. Bases 137 to 1117 code for a protein of 326 amino acids. NCBI's taxonomy places the organism in Eukaryota, Metazoa, Echinodermata, Asteroidea, Valvatida, Asterinidae. The record is from RefSeq and is a predicted model, not a curated record.